GCAGCCGGCGGGGGCGGCUGUCAGGCGGUGACGGCGGGCGGGACGCGCCCAGGUUGUUGCUGCUGCUGCUGCCGCCGGGACGCGGCUGGGUGCGGGCGGCGGCGCUCGCGGGGAGGGGGCGGCGGCGGCGGGGAGCGAGGCAGACCCGACCCGGCCCGGCCAUGGACGAGCAAGCGGGGCCCGGCGUUUUCUUCAGCAACAACAACAACAACAACGCGCUGCUCCUGCCGCCGCCGGCGGGCGGGCCGGGGCUGGAGCCGGGCGAGGCGGCGGCUGCAGCGGCGGGAGGCGGCGGCGGCGGCGGGGUCCCUCCCGCCGGGGCCGCCGCGCCGGUGUCGGCGUCCCGGGCUCAGUACAGCGUGCCGGGCAUCCUGCAUUUCCUGCAGCACGAGUGGGGCCGCUUCGAGGCGGAGCGCGCCGAGUGGGAGGCGGAGCGGGCGGAGCUGCAGGCACAGAUUGCCUUCCUUCAGGGCGAAAGGAAGGGACAAGAAAAUCUGAAGAAGGAUCUAGUGCGGAGAAUCAAAAUGCUGGAAUAUGCGCUUAAACAAGAAAGGGCUAAAUAUCACAAACUAAAAUAUGGCACAGAACUGAAUCAGGGAGACAUGAAGCCACCAAACUAUGAUUCUGAUGAAGGGAAUGAAACAGAGAUUCAACCACAACCAAACAGUCAGCUAAUAUGGAAACAAGGACGACAGCUGCUAAGACAGUACCUACAAGAAGUGGGCUACACUGACACAAUAUUGGAUGUGAAGUCAAAACGGGUACGAGCUUUGUUGGGCCUCUCAAGUGAUGCUUCAGAGAAGGAAAACAGAAAUCAAGAGCCAAUGGUAAAUGGCACAGAGGGCCAGAUUAAAGAAAACGCAAUGAUUGGGAAACCAGAACUGACUGACUCUGCCUCUCUGCUAGAGACCUUCAAAUUUCUUGAAAAUGCAGCUGCAGACUUCAGUGAUGAAGAAGAUGAAGAAGAUAUUGAAGGAAGAGAGAAAACAAUCAUUGAUACCUCAACAAUUGUGAGGAAGAGAGUACUGUCUGACAGCAGCGAAGACAGAGAUACGGAAGAAGCUUUGAAAGAGUUUGACUUUUUGGUUACCUCAGAUGAAGGUGAUGGAGAAUCAAGAAGUUCAGGAGAUGGAACAGACUGGGAAAAGGAAGACCAGUGUCUCAUGCCUGAAGCCUGGAAUGUGGACCAGGGAGUAAUAACCAAACUCAAGGAACAAUACAAAAAGGAGCGCAAGGGGAAAAAGGGGGUGAAGAGAAAAACUACCGAAGAUAUGUUUCAGCCUCAAUCCUAUAUAAAACAGUCAAAACAGGGAUGUGGGAAAAUGAUGGAGCAAAGUACAGGGCCCAACAGGUCAAAGCUGCAAGAUAUGCUUGCAAACUUGAGAGAUGUUGAUGAUCUGCCUUCAUUACAGCCAUCUGUUGCACCUUCUUCCAGGCCAAGUAGCUCAAGGCUCAUUGAACAUGAGAUAAACAGGACAGAUGAAGUGGAAGCUUUAACAUUCCCUCCUUCUUCAGGAAAGUCUUUCAUUAUGGGAGCAGAUGAAGCCCUUGAAAAUGAGCUGGGUCUUGGAGAGCUUGCAGGCCUUACAGUAGCCAAUGAGGCAGAUUCACUAACUUACGAUAUAGCAAACAAUAAGGAUGCAUUGAGAAAGACUUGGAACCCCAAAUUCACUUUAAGAAGUCACUUUGAUGGAAUAAGAGGUCUGGCUUUUCAUCCAGUUGAACCAGUCUUAAUAACAGCUUCAGAGGACCAUACAUUAAAAAUGUGGAAUUUACAAAAAACAGCCCCAGCAAAAAAGAGUGCUUCUCUUGAUGUAGAGCCAAUAUAUACAUUCAGAGCUCAUAAUGGACCAGUGCUUUGUGUGGUAAUGAGCAGUAACGGUGAACAGUGUUACAGUGGAGGAACUGAUGGCCUCAUCCAUGGCUGGAAUACAACCAACCCAAACAUCGACCCCUAUGACUCUUACGAUCCUUCUGUUCUAAGAGGUGCUUUUGUAGGCCAUACAGAUGCAGUGUGGGGUCUAGUAUACAGUGGAGCACACCAGCGUUUGCUGUCCUGUUCGUCAGACGGCACUAUACGUUUAUGGAAAGCUACAGAAAUUGCUCCAGCUCUUAAUAUUUUUAAUGAUAAUCAAGAAAUGGGAAUCCCUUCAUCAGUAGAUCUUGUGAGCAGUGACCCAAGCCUCAUGGUAGCAUCAUUUAGUAGUGGACACACUAGCAUUUUUAACAUGGAGACCCGGCAACGAAUUCUUACCCUGGAGUCUGGAGCAGAUACUACAGUCAGUUCUUCCUGUCAGAUAAACAGAGUCAUCAGCCAUCCAACUCUUCCAAUUAGUAUCACUGCUCAUGAGGACAGACACAUCAAAUUCUAUGACAACAAUACAGGAAAACUGAUCCAUUCCAUGGUAGCUCACUUAGAUGCAGUUACAAGUUUAGCUGUUGACCCUAAUGGCUUGUAUUUGAUGUCUGGCAGUCAUGACUGUUCAAUUCGCUUAUGGAAUCUUGAGAGCAAGACCUGCAUCCAGGAAUUUACUGCUCAUCGCAAAAAAUUUGAUGAAUCCAUUCAUGAUGUGGCAUUCCACCCAUCCAAAUGCUAUAUUGCCAGUGCAGGAGCAGAUGCUCUGGCUAAAGUGUUUGUAUGACAGAGUGCUUCCCUUUCAACUCUAGCUUGUAUAUAUUUAACCAGCUGCACAAAAGAGAAGGGGGCAAGAGUCUCCUUACCCUGCCCUAUAAUUCAGAGAAUGUUUGUAAGUGUUUAGUUUUUGCAGGGUGCUCUUUUCUAAAUUAAGGUUUGUUCUGGUUUCUGUGAGCUCAGCUGGUGCUGAGAGCUUGGAAACUCUCAGUUUCAAAUAGUUCAAAAACAAAAGAAGCGCUUUUAUUUCGGAGGGUGUGAGUUUUCGUCCAGGCAGGCCUUGGGUGAAACUUGGGUCUAUGUAUUCUCUAUUAAUAAAACGGGAUACUGGAAAGGAAGAGUCCAGUUGCUUCAGGGAGCGGGAAAAGAGGGAAACUUCCUGGGAUGCUUCUCAUAGGGGAAUCUUAAUGUGCUUAAAAUUAAAUUGCCUGGAAAAAGUGUCAGUUCACAUGUUCAUUAUUGUGCCAUGUGGGAGGCACUUUUAUCAUCCCUUUGGUAUUAAUAAGUAGAUAAUGUUCAGAGAGCAGUAGCUGAUAGUUAAUCUCAGCCACCUGGCUGCUAGCCUAAGAUAAAUGUGGUUAAAGGAAAAUUACUAACAAAAAUUAAAAUGCAGAAAAGUUUUGUUACAUCUUUUAUGUUAUACAGCAAAUACUUAGUUUGCAAAAAACAUAUAUAAUUUUUUUUAAAGACUGUAUUAGUGUGUGGCUAGAAGCUGAGCCUUUAGUCUAGUCACAAUUAACAACAGACUGAAGCAGUCUGUAUAUACUGUAGUAGCAAAUUAACUUAUUCAGAUUUAUAAUACUGUUUAUCCUUGGAGGUCUGGCACAAGAAAUAAUCACAAAUCUUUCCAAAGGAACUCUCUUACAGUAUAAUUAUCAAAUGUUCAUCUCCUCUUUCUGUUCCUGCUAAAAAAAUAAUAAAAUAAAGAAGGUGUCAUUCAGGGCAUUAAGUGUAACAGUGAAAUACUUUAAUUCAUUUGAAGAUAAAAGCUAUACCUGAUACUCCAUAUGAGUUGUAUUACUGUAAUAGAUGUCCAUACAGAGUUCCACCAAUUAGAAAGAUUCUGCUAUUUCUGGAGGUAUUUCCUAACUUUAAUACUUGUGGAACUUUUAACAUGUUGUAUUGUGCCAUUGAUCACGUUAUGUGAAGAAUGAAUGCUUUUUUUUUUUUUUUUUUUUUUUUUUUUUAUUAUUCAACAAAUGUGCUUUGUUUGUAUAUUCAGGGCUCAUCUGUUGAUCUGAAUGACAAAUAACUUUUAAAUCGAUAUUUUAUUCUCUUUAUCCCUUCCUAAAGGAAAGUGCAUGGAUUCUUUUCUGUUACGCAUCAUCUUCAAAGUUUUUAUUACUCUUCUCCAAGUCUAUGGGGGUUGGUGUUUUCCUUUUAAGUGAAAUGAAAAGCAGAAUUUAUGCUGGAAGUGGUGUGGUGCUGAUGUGAGUAGGAAAGAACCCAAUGCAACUCUUUCAAAUACCAACUUAAGUUUAAGACUGGAAGUUGAUAGAUAAAUCUUUACCUUUAAACUGACACUUCUUAAAAAGGAAUCAUUGAAAAAUAUCGACAUAGGAUUUGGUCAUGUUGUUUUAGAGUGAUGUUUCAGGAUGGGACCAUGUUUUAAGCUGAACUAGUUUAGAUUAACUGUAUUAUUUAGAAUAAAAGAUUGAUCUGUGCUGUUUGAGCCUGCAACACAUUGUAUUUACUGCUAAAAUACCCUGGAAUACCUUUUAUUGCUCAGAAUAUUCAGAUAUGUCACUUCAUGAUACUGAUAUGCAAUAUAUUUCCAUAGAUAAGAUUAGAACGUUUACCAUUAAACAGGUGACUACAAUAUUAAUUCAGAUUAUUUAGUUUUUAUAAUGUGUUUUGAUUAUGAUGAAAAGGGGAAAACUUGGCUGCAAAACUGAGCAUUCAACUUUGUGAGAGUUCUGUGUACUUGACUCCUAUUCUUUCAGUGUCAUUAUUUUAUUUCUUUGUGAAACGGAAUUACAAAGAUUUAUUUGAAAAAUUCUAAAAGUUAUGUAUAUUAUAUAUGUGUAUAUAUAUAUAUUGUAAACUUGUAUUAAAUAUGUCUAGUAAGGGAAGACUCCAUGGGUGCAUUUUAAUGUUUUAGUAUUAAGAGUUCUCUUGAGUUUGUGUAUACAAAGGAUAAUGGUGUGAGUAUGAAAUGAAUGUUGUGCUUUUGCUUACACAAUACAGUAAAUAGUUACAAUUGUUUAAAUUGCUGUACAUAAAACUAAUAGGCCAGCAUGCUUGUUUUUAAAGACGGUCAUUCUGAUUACAAUUGGAAUGUAAGAAGUGGCUGUUCAAAUGUGAAUUGAAAGACGAAAAUCACUGAAAUGUGAUUCUUUAAAGCUGGCAAUAGCUAGAGGAUGAGGUGCCUUUAAACAAAAACAAAUGUAGCCUUAUAAAGAGGUUGUGGAGUAUAUAUAUUUUUGUGCUGGUCUUCAUAAUUGAUGUCAAUGUCUUUUUACUGUACUUGCUCACAUACUUGUAGGACUGCAGGGUAUUGUGCAUGAGCCUGUCAGGUCUUCUGAACGUCAUCAUAGAAGUUAGGGAUGAAAAGAUUAUUUAGGUUAUCUAGUUCAUCUGCUUGCUAAAGCAGGUUUAUAGACUUGUGCAUUUUAAUAGUGUCUUGGACAGUGAGGUUUUUAUGUAUGUUUGAAAUGAUUAGACUUCCUUUUAUUGUAUCUCACUGACAGGAGAAUUUACCUGGUGUUUAGCAGUUCUUUUCUGUAAUUUCACAUCAGUAUUCCAAGUCAUGUUCUUUUGUGCCAUUUGAAAUAUUACUCAUUGUCUUCAUAAUUUGGAACCUGCAAGUGCACACUAGCCCUAGUUGUAUAUUAAUGUUCCUUUCAUCAUUCUUCGAGCUAUUUUUAGCCGACUCCUUAUACACAACUUCUGUUCUUGUUUUCAGCUUGUUAGCUCAUUUCUCUAUAGCUUGAUGCCUAUAACACCAUUCCACAUACAUGACUUGCUGGACUUAGUCUGGAAGUAAUCUGAUAAUUUACUUUUUAUUUUUUUUAAUCUGUAACAUGAUGCCUUUGCAUAGGAAGUCCAAACUUUUGGUCUUAUGGCUCAUGUCACACACACACAAAUCUUACUUAUCUGACAGUUUUAAAUAAUUACAAGCAUUGCUGCUUCUCAGGUUUCGUCUUCACUUUUCGGUUUGUAUUUGUUUCUUCUCCAGCUGGAUACUUAACACUUGCUUCAUGAUUAAUACUAUUCUUUGUAAGCUUGAACUUCUACAGGCACUAAAGUAUUUUUAUUUUCCUCCCUUUUAUAUGCAGUUCUUCCACAUUUGAUGUAAUUGGUAAUUUCAUGAAUGUGAUUGACACACACACACACACACACACACACAUAUCAUACAUAUGUAUGUGUGUAUAUAUGUAUGUAUACGUACAUACACACAUAUAUGUAUAUAUGUAAUAUAAAUAAAACUGGACCUAAUGCUUAUUCUUGCAAGAAGCAUUUUUGUGCAACUCAGUAUAUCGCGUUUUCCCAUUACUGAUUUUUCCCAUAUAUAAUUCACAUAGUAUAUUUUGUAAUGAUUAACUCAGAAAUUUUUGUGUAUGUUAACCUGUGCUACUGAUUUUGUACUAGUGACUAAAUGAAAAAGAGAAGUUGCAGUGCUUCCGUAUGCUGAAAAUUGAUCCACUAGGUUUAAAUAUUCUCAUUUUUAAUUCUAAAUUACAUCACUGUAGUGCGUGUUUUCACAUACUUGAUUCAGUUACCAAAAUACUCGCACAAAAUAAUUUGAAGUAACUUGGAAAAAGCUCUAGAUAUAAUUAUAUUGUGGAAAAUAUUUAUUUCACUAUUAUUAUAGAGUCCUAGGCAAUGCAUUUAUUUUUCUGCCUCAAAAGACAAAAAGACAAAAUUGUUUUGAUAUGCGGUAAAAGACUUUGUUUACUGCUUUUAGGAAGAUAACCUGAUUAAUAUUUUUGGAUCUCAUUCAUCUUCAUUUUGGUAAAAUAUUGUUUUAGCAAGUUGUACAAGUCUGUACAACUGUAUAGUACCUAGGUUUGUUCUUUUUCUUUGCCAUAUGUUUUCAAUUAAUGUGGUGUUAAAUCAGCCCUUUACAUAAUGUGUUUGAGUAAGUGCGUGACGUUUUACAUACAACUUCGUGAUUAGGCCAUACAGGGUCAUUUUGCAGUUGUAAAUUCAAAGUAAAUAUAAAUUUGUCCUUUUGAAUAAAUAUGUAAAGGAUAAAGGAUUUAAUCACACUAUCCUUUUCAGUAUGUCUGUGUGAUCUCAGAUGUGUCCCUUUUCCCCACCUCCAUACUUACGCUUUAACAAUGUGAUUUUGAGGAGCAGCGAUUUCCAUAAACUGAUAAGUCACUUGGGCAGUAUUUGAUUGGCAGAAGUAUUAGUCUGUAUCAAAGGAAACAAAAAAUUAAAAAGGCAGGCAUAACCAUCAGUUCAUAAAGGUUUUCAGGUGUCUUUGAAGAUGUGUAUUUGGGAGUGUUUGCAGCAUGUGGUUUGGCAGGGUCUUUUCAGUACUGUCUUAGGGAGACUAUUUGACACCUUUGUGAAAUAUUUAUUAUGGCCUGUAAGUAGUAAAUGUUCUAUGGUCCAGUUUACAGCUUUGUAAAAUCUGUCUUACAGUGGGUCACAUUUUGUAAGGUAGGUUGAGUGACGGAAGAAGAUGCAGCCAGUGUAUUUGUUCCUGUGUCUGGACACCGAAAGACUACAGCAGAGUUCUUAAUGGAGCCCUCUUGCUGAACCAUCAGGCUUGUGAUCUAACCUUAAUAGGUUCUUCAGCAUUAUAUUAAAUGAGAUUCUACUGGAAAAUCUUUAUUAGUAGUAGUAUUUUUGUUUUGAAGAUCUGUAGACGGUGACAGUAUUUGGCAUUGUGUGCCUGUCAGUGAGGCAAGCUGACGGAUCAUUCUCUGAACUCCAGAGAGAAUAUGAUCAGUGAGGCGUCCAAAACUGGUGUUGCUCCACGGGACUGGUGCGACCUCAGUAGCAUCAGGCUGGGAACCUGUGCAGGACUUAGCCUGGCACUGUCUCAGAGGACGAAGGAAACCCUUUAAAGGGUCAGAGGAGCAAGUUCAGUGAGGCUUUCCCAGGUCACUCCUAAGUUUAUUCAUUCAUCCAUUCAUUGCAGGCUGUACGUAAGACAAAAUUUAGUGCAUAUACAAGUUCUUUUGUGUCAAAGAAGUAAUUUGUUCAAAUUUCAAAACUAUACCAGUUUAGCAGAGGAGAUGGCAAGAUAUUUCUAACAAGUCACUACUUAAAUAAGAACAGAACCUUUUUCUUAAAUUAAUGCUCUUGUUGGGGGCCCGACUGUGCUAAGAUAGAUACCUCAGACAGCUGUAAUGGGACCACUCUUGCCCUUGUGGAUGAACAUUUACUUAAAAAAAUAACAGGCUCUGUUUUGUGAUGUCUGUUAGGAUUGAACCAAAGCCACAAGAUUUGGAAAGCAGAAAUGAUAAUUUGGCUUGUUUCUCAGUUUUCUUUUUUUGCAUCAGUCACUACCUUCAUGUUUAAAAGUAAUACAUUACAUGCAUAGUGUCAUUUUCAUCACUCAUAUUUAUCCUAGUCUGUAAAAUGCUCCCCCUUCAGAUUGCUUGUGAAGGCACUUGUGAACUGUAGCUUGUAGCUUUCCAGUUCAGCAAUAAUAUGAUAAAGGAGUGUCCAAACCAUUCACGUAUGUUGAUCAAUGUUUCUGUAUCUUUUUUUAAUGUUAUUUUUUCAUACAAAUGAGAGGUGGAUUGACCUAGUAGUUCCAAUUAAUUUGUAACUCACUUCAGUACACAUGUAUUUCAGCUUUCUAACAGAGGAGUUGGAACUCUUAUAAGACUCGUGGAAAUAACUGUGAAAACAUUAUACUGUUUAUAAUAUAGCAUUUUAAAACAUUCUGAAAUUUGUGGAUAUUCACUGGACAUUGUUUUGGUCUUUGUUAAAAAAAUGAAAUCUGAAUAUGAUUAAAACAUAAAGUUAAUUGGUUUGUAUAAAAUGCUGCAAUCUUUGGCGUGGUAGUUUGAGUUUUCUUGGACAUCUGCUGUUGGUAAGCAUUGCAGUGAUGCUCAGUUUAAGCUGUUCUUAUUGAAUUACAGAGAGGAGGCAAAGAUUUUUCUGCAAAGUCUACUACCUUUCCCUAUCUGAAAAACAUUUCAGGAAAGACUCUUUUUCCUUUUUUCAACCAUAAGGGGUUGAAUGUUCUGUCUAAAUCUGAUGCGUAUUUAGUUGAUGGAGUUAGAAUACAUUAACAGUCUCGACUGUUUCAUCAUUGAUGGGUUUAGGCUUAUAGAAGAAUAGUGUUAGGGGAACUAACAGCCUGUAAACUGCCAGUCAAACCCUCAGCGAUGUUUUUAUUGAGCAGGAGUGAAACUAGUAGAAGUAGACAGUGUUUAAUUCAUCCAGUUACAUAAGAGGUGCUUCAGGAGGAAUAACUCACAGAUAAUCUUACGUACUGUAGAGCAUAGCAGCAAACAUCGACAGGGGAGGAACUAGAAUGACUCUUGUGUAAAUAGUCUUUGCUCAAAUAACCCUGUUCAGCAGAUGGGGUUAAUCCUGUGAGGGAGAAUUUUGGGGAAAUCUGCCCUUUUAAAUGAUAUCUCUGCCUAUGCUGACGUACCUGUUGUGCAGAUCUUUUUUUUUUUUAAUCUAACUUUAUCACUUAAAUCUUUCUAUAGACUAUAAUUUCUUGGAAUCUUAGAAUCUCAUCUGCAUUGGGCUCUCAGGGCAAGAUAAAUUAUUAAAGCAUUAUUGAUAUUCUUUUAGAGAGUGUUUUGAAGAGUAGUGGGAUUUCACUUGCAGCCUAAUCUUCCCACAACCACCAGAAGGCUCUUUUGCACCUCCUUACUCAUAACACACUUUCAUUGUACUGAGUUCUCUUAUCCCACCUACUGACUUAAUUUUACUGCUCGUCAAAUGAGUUGUCAAAACUCAUGGAGUGCUGUAUCAAUUAAGAUGAUGUUCUUGAGAAUCCGAAUUCAACUGUAGAAUCCGAAAGUGCAGUUGAACAGUGCAAUUUAGAGGUCUGAACUGGUUUGUUGUCAGUAGAUACUUGGUGGCUGAGGAAAUCCAAACUAUUGCUGAACUAAGGUAACGUUUAGUAGCAUAUGCUUUUUAGCUCAAGUUUCUUCCUGAUUGAGUCUACGCUGUGGUGUUGUGUGUUAAACUAGUUUGGCCCUGUUUGUGCUGCCAGGCCAUGCUGUGGUCCAGGGAGAUAAAACCAUGUUUAAACCAUGUCUGCAUGUGUUUUAAAGCUGCUCCAAGCCCUGCGUUCACAAGGUCCUCGAGCCCUGCCUGCUUGCAUUCACUCGGAGAGUUUACUCGCUUGCUUUUACAAGAAGCCCUUGGUCUUAGUGCCAGAAUGUUAAGUAGAAGGUUGAGAAAAGAUUCACACAGCUGGAUUUGUACUUUUCUAAAAGGGAAGGGAUAACUUGUUACCAAGCCAAAUACUUUCAUUAUUUUGGAUUACUUACUAAAAACAGCCAAAAACAUUGUUUAAGGGAUGAAUGAUGGACUUCAAGCUAAUAUUUUUCCAUUAAGAAUUUAUUUUUUUAUUCUUCUUUCAUCAAGAUAGCAGUCUUUGAGUGUAGCUUGUUUUCAGAUGUAUGGCUCCUAAAAUUGUUGUCGUCUUGCAGUCAGACAUUUACAAGCAUACACAGAUUUUGAAGACUGUCACAUAUGUUAGCACUUUUUCUGGAAAUGCAAAGUGAGCAUGUUAGCUAAUAAUUUCUUGUACCUUUGUAGCCUAAGCAGACUGCAAAGCACUUUUGUGCUAUGUUUUCCUUGAAUCAUGCAUCUGAAAAACCUGUAGGAGAGAAUUCAUGAUAAGACUGUUGUUGCUGUAACAUUUUCUAUUUGGCAUUUGUCAGCGUGUCUGCUAGCUGCAUUGUGUUUCAUACAAGUAUCUUCAAUUGGUUUCUUUCAAAAGAAGUUUAUCAGGUAACAAAGAAUGUUUUCAGACAAUUUUCUUUGGCUUAUGGAACUAAAAAUAAUAAAACUAAAGUAAUUAUCCAAUGUGUUUCUCACCAUAAUGACAGUUUGGACUUUCUUUUUCUUUUUUUGUUGUUGUUGCUUGUAUCCUCUACUACUUUUUUUCCUACAAAAACAACUAUUGAUUUAGUUACUUGGCAGUUUCCUUUCACAGGAGAUAAUGCAGGUUGUAACCACUUAAAUGUUAGUAAUUACAGUUGCUCCUAUUCUUUUGGGGUCACUUUCAUGACAGGUAGUUGAUAGGAAAUGGCUACUGUUACUGAUAUGUAAACUCGUUGUUAAACAGCUAAAGGAAAUUAAGAUUCCCCAGCAGAAGGAUGCUGAAGUUAUGAUGUUGCAUGCCAGUUUAGAAUGACUACUUUGAAAAAAUGUUGGACUUUCAGUGUCUUGCAGAGCAGUGGAUCCAAAUGAGAAGUAUCUGCUUGUUGAGUAAUACAGUCUGCUUGUCAGUUUGCGUAUGGUUCAGUACAAGGCUGUGUCAGAAUUACGAUACCACCAAAUUACCUUGUUUAAAUGCUACUGUUGUAUAAAAGUGAAUAUUAUCUUAAGUCAGAUAUUCUAUUUUCUAGUUUGUGAAGGAAAUAGUUCUCUUGGAAGUACGAAUCCAUAAACUUUGUGUAACUCAUGAUUCCAGAAAGGCUUUCUAUUCAUGGGAAAUGACAGAAAUAGUGAUUUGUUCUUUUAGCAUUUGAUAAGCCUUUAUCAUAAAAAAAAUACAAAUUGUUGCUUUAAAUGAAAAUGCUGCAUCAAACAUUACAUUUCAUAUUAAACUUCAAUAUUUUAAAAUCCUGGAUGAAUAUCUAAAAUGUCAAAGAUAGAAAAUUCUGUGGGAGAUUAUUUUGAAAUACACCAGUAUAUUUUUGAGCAUCUCAAUUGCAACCCUGGAUUUUCUAUUUUUCACUGCAAUUCAUGUUUUGUGAAACUUCUUGGUAGCUUAUAUUUCAAGUUACAUUCACUUUCCUGAUUAAACCAAGUAAAUACUUUGUCAUUAAAAUUUUAUUGAUCUGCUUAUGUUAGUGUGCAGUUCAAAAUGAGACCACACUGAGGUGACCAUGCAGGUAUUUAUAUUGGUAUGAUAGUAGUGAAGUGGGAUAGCUGUAUACUGUACCUGCAAUCUGUGCUGAGCAAAAUCACAUGGACUUCCAGAAAUAAGCAAUGUUUUUUAAGAGCAGCUUUAUUUAAUGUUACAGCAGCAAGUAAGUGUCAUUUGUACCAUAUAAUUAUGUAAAUUGGGUGCUAAUAAAUACUAUUUUUCAACA
Molecule: messenger RNA, 11829 nt
Organism: Rhea pennata
Lineage: Eukaryota; Metazoa; Chordata; Aves; Rheiformes; Rheidae
Gene: STRN
Product: striatin
Exons: 19
Coding region: 162-2642 (826 amino acids)
Cellular component (GO): dendrite
Molecular function (GO): calmodulin binding; armadillo repeat domain binding; protein phosphatase 2A binding
Source: RefSeq, a predicted model, not a curated record